GGCAACAUACCACUUAGGUCUUCUGUGAGUUAUUUUGCCGAUACUUCUCAUAAUUUGAGAGCAGACUUCGUCAAAACUAUCUUAAUUUCUCUAUACUUGUCACUUACACCGAGUUCUCAUUUGGUGUAAAAAAAACGCAUUUUUCUAGACAUCGGCUGAGGGGGAACGUCAAGCUUUAAGAAGUUCGGAACCUAACAAAGUAUUUGUGAUUCACACCACUGAUCCAGGGAAACGAAGGAGAGACUCGUUGAAAAUACAACUGUGUCAUGGAUAUUUCCGACGAGGAAAAUGAAAGUGGAAAUGAUGUCGGUGCAAAUGAUACUCCCGAAGAGGAAAAAGAAAGUGUAAUUGAUGACCCUGCAAAUGACAAUUCUGAAGAGGAAAAACAGAGCGGAUUUUUUGUCCCUGCAAAUGAUCUCGCACGUCUAAUUACAAUCAUGAACGACGAGAAAGAAGAUUUAGAUAAGAACGGAAAAGAUCUAGUCGAGGAACAUGCGCAUCUUGUCACGAAAAGCAGAAAAAGAAAGUCUGCUCAGCGACAUCUCUCUUUUGCCAAGCGAAUUGGACAAAGAGGCCAGAAAGAUAUCAUGCCCGAUCAGUCACUUGUUCGAUUUGUUGUUGAUGGAGAAGAUUGCGAUAAUCUAUGCCUGGAUAAGCCUUCAAUUGAUCUAGAUCGCAUUCUCGAACAAGAUUCGGUAGAUUAUGAUGGUAUCACUUACAAGAAAAACAGAUGCUACAAGCACAAAGUGGACGGAGAUAGAGUAUUUGGAAUCAAACAUUUUCUACGAGAAAUCAACACAGCUUCAGAACCAGAAUCAUGCGUUUCAGCCUAUUGUGUUGAGAUCAUCCCAUUUAAUAGAACGGUGUUGGAGACAGUUAACCCAACUCCAGAAUUGAAGUUCAUACAGCGAUGUGGCUCGGAGAGAGAAAUUCAUCUUUCUGAAUUUGAAAAAGAAAUUGAGAAAUCGCCGCCAUUACCGCCGUUUAUGUAUCAUGAACGCCAAUCGGGAUCAAGCCAUUUGUUGUUCGGAUUGGAGGAUGCCUCCAAGGCACCGCAAAGAAAUGGACCCAGAGAUCUCAUAAAGUCAUCUUUGAGAGGAAUAGAUUUCUUUGCUGGCGCUGGACUCAUGUCAAAUGGUUUUCAAGCAGUUGGAUUGAAUAUUGUGGUUGCUGUUGAGAAAAAUGAAGAUGCCAUCAAGAGUUACGGAAAAAUACAUGGCGCUAAGGUAUCUAAGGUAUCUGAAAUAAGUUCCMACGAAUGCAAACAGAUUCUUUCAACAAGGGAAGGCAAAAUUGCAUUUCAUGAUACUGUGGAAACUUUCUUACAGAGAUGUGCACAGGAUUUCUCCUUCAAAGAAGCUCUAGGUACAAUCGACUUCGUCGUUACAUGUUCCCCAUGCCAAGGUUUCUCAAAGCAAAAUGUCUUUAAGCAAGGAAACGUUGAGCAAAACAAUAACGAGUCUUUACGAAUUCUAAACGCAGCAGAGUUGUUGCAACCGAAACUUUUUGUUUUUGAAAACGUUCUAGGGAUGUGGGAGGAGAGAAAUAUCAAAGGAUAUCUACAAAAGAUGGUCAAUGGACUCACUUUUGAUUUUGGUUACAAUGUCAAGGUUGGAAAACUAUGUGCCGCCGACUUUGGUGACCCCCAACUGAGACCACGGUUGAUUCUCAUUGCUUCUCUUUCCCAUAUUGGUGUUCCAGUAUUUCCAAAUCCGACCCACAGUCCGAGUUAUUUGUGCAAUACUGUGUCUGGUGGAUUGUUUCCUUACGUCACAGCAAAAGACGCAUUGAUCAUGGAAGAAAAAAAGCAUCCAGAAAGUGAACUACUCAUCAACGACGAUGGAAAAGUUCGAGAUCCAAACAAACCUACAACCACGGUAUUGGCAAGUAAAUCAUCCGCUCAUUACAAUCUGAAUCGGUUCUACUCUCUCUCCGAAAACGCUAUUUUGAUGGGGCAGUCGUCGGAUUUUGUAUCGAAGCUCGUCGGGACCAACAAGUCAAAACAACGACAGAUAGGCAAUGGUGUGUCCAUGGGCAUGGCACAGGCAAUCGCCCGAUCUUGCUUCGAAGUAUUCAGAUGGUGUUGGAAAGAAGCCCCAAAACCCCGAACGACACUGGUGCCCAAAAGAUCCGACGAAGAGGAACUGGAUUGGUUAGUAACUACUGACGACGAGAGCAAUGGGGAAGUUGAUGUGAAGGAUCUCAGGAAAGAAACCUCUAUCGAGAUGAAAAAUAAAACAGAUGACAAGGGGCCCGGUGAGGAAUCACCAUUUGUACCGGGAAUAUCACACGAAGUUGUCAUCGUUGAAGCUGGUAGCAAGAAGUCCGGCGAAGAAACCUCCGUGAACAGGAUGAAAAGUGAACUAGAUGGCAAGAAGCCUGGCAAGGAAACAUCGAAUAUGCUGGUAAUGUCAAAAAAUGAAGAAAAAGUGGAAGCUUAUAGCAAUCAACCCGAUAAAAAAACUUCAACAUUGUUAGAAAGAAUGUCCGAUGAGGAUGUAAAAUACGAAUCAGGUGGCAGCGAGCCCAGCAAAGAAAUACCUAGCUCAUCUAAAAUGGUAGACAAGAGUGUAAAAAAGGAAGCUGAUAGAAAAACAGAUUUGUUCAACAUGUCUGACAAGGAUGUAAACUCUGAAGCUGAUCGCAAGAAAAUCAGCAGAGAAAGAUCUAUUUUGUUGGCCACGUCUAACGAGGAUGUAGCACCAAGAGCUGAUCUCAGGAGGUUUCUCGAUAUCAAAGACACUCAUGCUUUAUUGGAAAGAUCUGACAAUGAUGUUUCUCCCAAAGCUGUUGGCAAGGUGUCAGGUGGCAAAGAUAGACCCGUUUUGUUGGAUGUAUCCGAACCUAGCAGAGAAAGAUCUAUCUUGCUGCACACAUCUAACGAGGAUGUAGCACCGAAAGCUGAAAUCUGUUUACCCGGCAGCGCAGACAAUCAUGGUUUAUUGGAAAGGUCUGACAAUCAUAUUUCUUCCAAAGCUGUUGGCAAGGUGUCAGGUGGCAAAGAUAGUCCCAUUUUGUUGGAUGUAUCCAAACCCAGCAGAGAAACAUCUAUUUUGUUGGACACAUCUAACGAGGAUGUAGCACAGAAAGCUGAACUCUGGUUACCCGGUAGCAAAGACACUCAUGAUCUGUUGGAAAUGUCUGACAAUGAUGUUUAUCCCAGAGCUGUUGGUAAGGUGUCAGGUGGCAAAGAUAGUCCCAUUUUGUUGGACGAGUCUGACGAAGAGCUUGAAUCUUAGAUCAAUAGCAAGGUUUUGGACAAGAGAAGAGCGACCCUCUCUUCUUCUUUUUUCCUUCCUCGGAAAAAUAGUACAAAGAGAUAAAGGAGGAGAUCUUGUCCGAAAGUGAUAACUGAUAACCCUUGAGAUUACUCUUCAGACGACUCUGUUGAUGGAUUUUCCUUAAUUAACAUGACUCAUGGCG
Molecule: messenger RNA, 3423 nt
Organism: Pseudo-nitzschia multistriata
Lineage: Eukaryota; Bacillariophyta; Bacillariophyceae; Bacillariales; Bacillariaceae
Source: the annotation of a GenBank genome assembly